This is a messenger RNA of Lodderomyces theae, 396 nucleotides long. RefSeq lists its product as uncharacterized. The transcript has a single exon. The coding region runs from base 1 to 396 and encodes 131 amino acids. The record is from RefSeq and is a predicted model, not a curated record. NCBI's taxonomy places the organism in Eukaryota, Fungi, Ascomycota, Pichiomycetes, Serinales, Debaryomycetaceae.
AUGUUGCAAUUAGCCACCCUACUACUAUUCAUUACCAUUGCUUCGGCAAAUUUGUUUGAUUUUAUCAAUCAUCAAUUUGGUGGGGCUACACAGCACGCUCAAGGUGUCAAGCACCCAGAAGACUACGAAAACUUGAUGCUCAACACACAAUGUAACAGGUACUUGUGUCCCGAUACUGGUAUCUGUGUAGAUGCACCUAAAUUCUGUCCCUGUCCGUAUCCAUCAUCACAGUUGAGAUGCUUUUUGCCGGAUGCAAGGUACAUUUGUAUUUCAAAGCCCGCAGGUGAAGGUAUUUCUGACAAGUACGCUGAUCCAAAGACAAAUUUCAAGAUAGAUGCUAAAGAUGACAAUAUACGUGAUUGUGGAUGGGUCAGUAGGGCAUGGAGAGGAUUGUGA